Molecule: messenger RNA, 1515 nt
Organism: Rotaria sp. Silwood1
Lineage: Eukaryota; Metazoa; Rotifera; Eurotatoria; Philodinida; Philodinidae
Source: the annotation of a GenBank genome assembly
AUGGAUUCAGAUUCUGACGAAACCUAUUCCGAUGAAAAUGAAAGUUCAAUUAGUUCUGAUGAACUUGAAAGUAGUGAUUCCGAAGAUAAUGAUUCAUUAAUCGAAGAACUCAACCAAAGUUCAAUGGAUGAUUGGGAAUGGAAAGUUGACAACUCAAGUUUUUCUACUUCUUUCAAUUAUUUUGAUGGACAUGCAUUAGGAAACAAUAUAAUUCGACCAAUAGAUUCAUUUUUCAAGUUUAUAUCCCAAGAUUUGAUCAAAUUAAUUACUGAUCAAACCAACAUUUACGGCAAACAACGUUGUGUUCAAAAAGGUGAAGAUGCAACAAGUUGGAAAAAAAUUGAUGAAAAUCUAAUACAUGCAUUUCUCGAACCUAGGCAUGCUGGUGCUGGUUUCUGGGGUGAUUAUCGUAAUUGUGAUAUACCUCUCUGGACAGUUCAAACUAUUCUACAAUAUGCUUCUGAACUAGAAGAUUUUGACUUCAUCUAUUAUACUGGUGAUUUGCCACCUCACAACGUAUGGAAUCAAUCCCGUGCUGAUCAACUCUAUACCAUUCAAACUAUUAAUCAAUUAUUAGCUAAGACUUUUCCUAAUAAAACUUUCUAUCCAGCAGUUGGAAAUCAUGAAGCAGCACCUUGUAAUCUGUUUCCAACACCUAUUAUUCGAUCAGACAAUAUUUCAUGGUUGUACGAAGCAUUAGCCGAUAGCUGGCUUACACUUGGUUUACCAUCUGAUACACGUGAUACUAUAACACGUGGAGCUUUCUAUACAACAAUUGUACGUCCUGGUUUACGAUUAAUAUCGCUCAAUAUGAAUUAUUGUGCACCCGAAAAUUAUUGGUUAUUUGUCAAUGCAACUGAUCCACUUGAUCAACUUCAAUGGUUCAUACAAUGGUUACAAUAUGCUGAAGAUCAUGACGAGAAGGUCCACAUUCUUGGACAUCAUCCACCACGUUCUUGUUUGGCAGCUUUUAGCUGGAAUUUUCAUAAAAUUAUCAAUCGAUAUGAAAAUACCAUUGCUGGUCAAUUUUAUGGUCACACACAUAAUGAUGAAUUUAUUGUAUUCUAUGAUGAAAUUGAAAAACAACGACCUGUAUCAAUGGCUUAUGUAACACCUUCAAUGACUACACAAUCAUUUUUAAAUCCAGGUUAUCGUGUUUAUACAAUGGAUGGUGUCUAUCCAAAUAGUUCCUAUUGGGUACUUGAUCAUCGUACAGUUAUUAUGAACCUAACAGCAUCAAAUAUGUAUAAUAGAAGCAUUCUAAUCAAUGAAUAUGAAGCUCGAGAUGCUUAUGAAAUGGAAAAUUUAUUUCCUGCUGAUUGGGACAAUCUUAUUCAAAGAAUGAAAAAUGAUAUUGAUGGUCCAUUAAUGGGUUUAGCAUACACAUAUUAUACAAAAUCGUAUGCUACUGGAACCAGUUGUAAUCAUGAUUGUCGACGAGGUUUAUUAUGCAAUUUUAUGACAGGCCGUUCGGAUGAUCCUCAUGCAUGUGACUCAAUUCCAACUUAUCGUUGA